AUGAAGUGCUUCGCAUUCUUGAACCAUUGGCAGAGAAGGGGAGCACCCCGCGGGCCCGUCACGGUUGAAGCUCCUCCGGUCGCCCCGCCUCAGCCCGAGCCGUCGCCCGCCGAGGAGCUCUCCCUCGCAGGUGCCAACGCACUUCCUUCCUCAUAAAGAUGCCGCUUCUCCUUCCGUUUGGCUGAAGGAGGUGUCUUCCUCCUCAAUCCUCAUUGCUCUGCGUUUUGUUGGUUGGCGGACGAUCAGGCUGGGGUGCAGGGACGUCAUCGCCUGCUCGAUCAGGCUCCAGUGGGAGAAGAAGAGCCGAGAAAUUUUCCUUCCGGGAGCUCGCUGUGAUCACCAAGAACUUCAAGGACUCCAAUUGCCUGGGAGAAGGUGGGUUCGGCAAAGUCUAUAAAGGUCGCUUGCAGACCGGCGAGGCAAGCAUUCUCUUCCGCCUUCUUCAAUGUCCAAGCCCCGUCUCCUUUCUCGUCUUUUUCCUCGCGGCUCAUGGGACUCGUGGGACAUCUGAUCGGCAGCUCGUUGCGAUCAAGCUGCUCAAUCUGCUGGGGGAGCAGGGAAGGAGAGAAUUCCUCCUGGAGACUCUCAUGCUGGUCGUUUUAGAACACCCUAAUCUCGUGAAGCUGGUCGGAUACUGCGCCGAAGGAGACCAGAGGCUGCUGGUUUACGAGUUCAUGCCUCAGGGCAGCUUAGAGAGCCACAUUCACGGUAAGCAUCAGCCCAUUUCUGAAGAAAUUACAGCGGCUAUAAGAGAUCGAAGAUCGAAGACUCUUGCAAUGAUUUUUUGUCAUUUUUCCAGAUCUCCCGACCGGAAGAGAGGCGCUGCGGUGGGAUGCGAGGGUCAAGAUAGCACUCGGCGCGGCGAGAGGGGUCUCAUACUUGCACCACGCAAUGAACCCAUCUGUCAUACAUCGAGAUAUAAAGUCUGCAAACAUCCUGCUCGAUGACGAGUUCAAUCCGAAGGUCUCUGAUUUUGGGAUCGCCAAGUUUGGACCCGUCGGCGACGAAACUCACGUUUCAACGAGGGUCAUGGGGACGUACGGCUACUGCGCCCCCGAGUACGCCAUGACGGGCAAGCUCACUGCCAAGUCUGACGUCUACAGCUUCGGGGUCGUCCUGCUCGAAUUGAUCACCGGACGCAAGGCCUUCAACACAUCGGCCCGAAGGAAUAACAGUCUAGUCAUCUGGGUAGUAGGCCGUCGAUCUCUGAAGCUCCUUCCCUCUCUCUCGCACUCUCUCUCUAUCACCGAGUUUCUUGUUGGAUGGAUGAUUCACAGGUGAGGCCAUAUCUGAGGAAUGGGCUGUACUCUGCGAUGGCCGACCCUGCGCUUCGGGGGCAGUACCCAGAAAGGGCGUUCCGUCAGAUGGCGAUGGCCGCCAUGACGAUGGUGCGCGAGGAUCCCCGCUCCCGCCCGACGAUGCUGGAGGUGGUCGCCGCCCUGGAAUUCAUCUCCUCUGGAUCAGAUGCCUCACCUUCGACUUCAGACUCCGCCGCCCGCUCCGGCCCGGCGACCCAGUGA
Messenger RNA from Spirodela intermedia, 1520 nucleotides. NCBI's taxonomy places the organism in Eukaryota, Viridiplantae, Streptophyta, Magnoliopsida, Alismatales, Araceae. The record is from the annotation of a GenBank genome assembly.